GGGAUAACGUGGAAGUGAACGAGAGCGUGGCGUGGUGAUGGUAGCAGUAGCUAGCUAGCAUGCUAACAGCUAACAACAAUGAACCGUAUUUGGCGCUCUAGCGGGCAAAAGUUUGGAUUUAAAGGGAAGGGUAGCUUAAUCGUAACUUCUCCUGUUUUAUAAAAAAUAUUGACGACACACAUGAGCUGUAGCAAGGUUUUUGACAGAACACCGACCAACAGACGGACUAUGUUCGGCUUUCACAAGUCAAAGAUUUACCGGAGUAACGACGGCUGUUGCAUUUGCAAGACCAAGUCCUCCAGUUCACGCUUCACAGACAGCAGCCGAUAUGAAGAGACAUUCAGGCUCUGCUUUGGACUGUCUGAAGAUCGUGUUGGAGACAUUUGCAAUGCCUGUGUUUUACUGGUAAAGAGGUGGAAGAAGUUGCCUCAUGGCUCCAAGAAGAACUGGAAUCAUGUGGUGGAUGCCAGAGCUGGACCAGGAUUCAAGGUGACGAAACCCAAGAAGAUCAAAAACAGCGAUGCGAAGAAGAAAAACAAGCUAAGGAAGCUUCACAAGCUAAAAAGACAAACAGACUCCGAUGCACAUAGCACAACAUCCAGUGUGUCUCCUGCUCAGUCUCCAAGUUACAGCAACCAGUCUGAUGAUGGCUCAGACAUCGAGUCCAAACAAAGACGGUCAACACCCUCAAUCUUCUCUUUCUUGGAUCGUUCCUACUGGAAAAGGCAAAAGGUGUGUUGUGGGAUCGUCUACAAAGGGCGAUUUGGAGAGGUGAUAAUUGAUCCUCGACUUUUCAAGCCGUGCUGCAGUUCCAAAAAACAGAAGACACUGGUGUCCACUCAAGUCCCCACACACCUUCCAGACUCCCUUCCUGCACAGCUCCCAGAAGACGUGAAAGAAGCUUGGUGAUUGCUUUUGUUGAAUUCCCCUGUAGGGUUAUCCAAGGCAUCCACCUGGAUUUGUCUCCAGUGGCAGACCUCUCAUUCCCAACCUAUUUAGAGGAGUUAGGUAUUUCUUUUCUACGUAAUAUUACUUUUUAUAUGGGUCUUUUUUUUACUUUUGUAUAGAAUUGGGUUUUUUUUAUAUAAAAGGAAAAAGGAAAAAAAAACAUCAGCAUUAGUUAUUUAUAGCAAAAGGAUGAUUUUUAUUUUAAAUUUCGUUGAUCUCAGUUCCUAAUUCUAAAAUGUUUUCAUUACUUUGUAUUAAGUGAUUGGCAUUGUGUAAAUAUUGUUACUUUUUCAUACAUAUCAAGACAGUUUUUUCCCCCCAUACUUUUGUCAGAUUGUAAGUGUGCAUAUGAAAGACACCAGCUAUUUCUAAAACCAGCUUCUUUGUAUAUGUUGGAUGGGCUGUUCAACAUGUUGCUGCAUUGUUUUGUCCUGUAGGUUUUCUAUUUCUACAAAGGGCUAUUGUGACACCAGGGAUCAUUAGUACAACUGUUAUCUAUUGUUGAGCUUUUAAUGUAUGUUUAUACAAACCAAUGAUCUGAAAGUUUCACAGCUUAAACAUGCCUUGAUUUUUGAAACACUCCUUUUUAUAUCUGUUCAUCAGUUUGUGCACGAUAGUCAAACGUACUUAGACCAUGAAUGCAGUACUUUUCUCUGCCUUUUUGGAAUAACAAGCAGAGCAUUUAUUUCUCGUGUACAGGCUCCAAUGAAGAAAACAGUGCAUGUUAUAAAUCAAAUUCUUUUGAAAUGGAUUAUGUAAAUAUGCUGUUUUGGCAUUUAGUAUAUUCAGACCUUUUUAAAUUACAGAUGUUAAACCACUACUACUACUUAAAUAUUCUUGUAAGUGUAAAAGGUGCUGAAAACAUUUGUGCUACAAGACAUUCAAAGUUGUAGCUUAUGCUUUGUAUAAAAGUAUUUGAGGCCGCAGGGAAAGUAGAUUUUUGCUAUUUCAGCAUGCUAUAAUAUUUCCAAUGUUUGUAUUUAUGACAUGCAGUGGUCAGAAACUGAGCAUACGGGAAAUGCAUCACAUGUUUUACAUUUUGACAGAGAAGUGCUGUUUGUAGUUGUCAUUGUUGAUCUAUCUUCAGAAGCAAUUGUUCAAACUAUGCAGACGUUUUGAAUGUGAGAAGUGCUCUGAGGCUGUGCCACUUAUCCUAUUGUAGUGUUAAGCGGCGGAUCCUUAUCCAACCAAAUUGGCUUGUAAAAAGCAUUCAUUAAUUCAGCAAUAAUUAGCUGUUUUACUAAUCAGAGUUCAUAAUCUCAAGGUUUUUCUGUUAACCUCAUUUCUAUAAUCUCAGAUUGCACAGUUUAGCUGUGGGUUAUACUGUAUCUAAAACCAAUACUGCAGUGGCAACCGUUACCUUUUUACCAAUCUCCAGCGUCAUGAAUUGACAGGCAAUACUCUGUAAAGUUACUUAAUAUAUUAACUUUUCUGAGGCGGGUAGAUAAAUGUUAAACUUGUUUUA
Messenger RNA from Betta splendens (Siamese fighting fish), 2413 nucleotides. RefSeq names its product SIN3-HDAC complex associated factor, like (gene sinhcafl). The record is from RefSeq and is a predicted model, not a curated record. The coding region runs from base 181 to 909 and encodes 242 amino acids. Gene Ontology annotation, biological process: negative regulation of cell migration. The transcript is spliced from 6 exons. Lineage: Eukaryota; Metazoa; Chordata; Actinopteri; Anabantiformes; Osphronemidae.